This is a messenger RNA of Cladophialophora psammophila CBS 110553, 966 nucleotides long. RefSeq lists its product as uncharacterized. Bases 271 to 756 code for a protein of 161 amino acids. The record is from RefSeq and is a predicted model, not a curated record. NCBI's taxonomy places the organism in Eukaryota, Fungi, Ascomycota, Eurotiomycetes, Chaetothyriales, Herpotrichiellaceae. The transcript has a single exon.
AUAGCAUCCCAGCUCGCUCAGUCACAGCUCCCGACGUCUCUUGAUCUUAAUGCACCAGGUGUCGUCGCUCUCGGUCCAAGACCCGUCUCUAAGGCCACGUCGAAUCCUCCGCCGCAACAGCCGUUCCCAGAUUACUCUAUCGGCUACAUCCCGACCGCAGAUGUCGCAUUCGUUAGCCAGGCAAUCCCACUAUAACCCACAAAUAGGCAGCAUUCCACUCACCCCUUCCACAUGCUCUCCGAGACCAAGUUACAACCAGUGCUCUUCUAAAUGGAACCAUAUCCGAGCACAUUGACCAGUGUCGACGUCCCUCUGCUUCUGAACCUAGCCACCAAUCAAAUUGGGCAAGGCAAUAGAGGAAGGCAACUGAGAUACUUUAGGUGGACAGCACACUACGUAUCUGGGAUGUUAAUGGAGUUGUGGCUUCGCUUCGACCCGCACGUCGACAUGAUUGAUAUCAUGGCUCGCAUUUAUCUGCCCAGUGGAAUGAGGAUGCCACAAGCCAACACAAUCAACAUGCGGCAACUGCGACUCAGGGAAUGUGUCCCGGCGACGCCGUUCAACUUUGGACGGCAGUACCCCACUGCAAUGGAAGUCGACCAGAUUUCCAAGAGGACACGCGAAAGGAUGUUGUUUAACAGAUGUAUGACUGUCGAUUUUCCGAACAACCGCCUUCUCAAACCUGUUCUCGCCAGCGACAAAUCGGCCAUCGGACACAUUGACAGCGGACUACCACUUGAAUAUUUCUUGAGCUGAUACGCUACUCCCUUUCCAAUUCCUUCCCACCAUCAGCUGUUGGUCCCCGAACUCGGCAAGCGCAUGCAGACUGUGGCACUCAGACGAGGCCUUGGCAACGGUCCGCACGACUAUCAUCGAGUCCUUGUGGACCUCCAUCCUCCUUGGUGGUACAAAGACGCAGCGAGAGAUGCGAUGAUCUUGGACGUCGACAACAGGACGCACGACGAA